Paramuricea clavata is the source of this 621-nucleotide messenger RNA. NCBI's taxonomy places the organism in Eukaryota, Metazoa, Cnidaria, Anthozoa, Malacalcyonacea, Plexauridae. The record is from the annotation of a GenBank genome assembly.
AUGUCCACGUAUGAUUUGCACGAUGCAUGGCGUACAAUUCAUCCAAAUGCUCAGGAGUACCCUUGGCAUCGCCCCAACGGCCGUCAAGCCUCGCGAAUAGACAUGCUUUGGCUUUCUGCCUUGCUCUUGUCCUGUGUCAAGCGUGUCGAUAUCCUUCCCUUUUUCCGCUCUGACCAUUCCAAUGUAUAUUUGGAGUUUUGUCUUCCGUCCGGCACCCAUCGUGGACAUGGUGUUUGGAAGUGGAAUACUCGGCACCUUUCAGAUGAGUCCUUCGUUAAACUAAUGUCGGACUUUUGGUCAUCUUGGAGAGUGUAUAAAUCUUCUUUCUUGUCGCUUACUGCGUGGUGGGAUGCAGGCAAGGCGCGACUAAAACAAUAUAUCCGUGGAUUUUCUAAGCAAAAAGCUGUCAGCCGUCAAAAGCUCAUUACAUCGUUAGAGCAUACAUUAUUUUAUUUGAACAAACGUCUGCUUAAUGGUGACGAGGUCCUUCCAAUCACUGAAGAUGUUAAAAGUGAACUGGAGGCUGCUCAUCGAGAUGAAGCGAGAGGAGCCCGUAUUCUCGUGCAAACGUUCAAUGGGCAGAAGAGGGAGAAACCUCUACCAAGUAUUUUUUCGGCUUAG